This is a messenger RNA of Colletotrichum higginsianum IMI 349063, 2037 nucleotides long. RefSeq names its product Transglutaminase-like superfamily protein. Lineage: Eukaryota; Fungi; Ascomycota; Sordariomycetes; Glomerellales; Glomerellaceae. The record is from RefSeq and is a predicted model, not a curated record. Bases 1 to 2037 code for a protein of 678 amino acids. The transcript has a single exon.
AUGGCCGACGUCGAGGAGCCCAAGUUCAAUAGCCUGGCCGAAAGAAUCGCCGCCUUGAACCAGCAAAAGAACUUCAAAGCCCCAGAGGUCAAGCCAAAGCGACCCCCGCCCCCGCCCCCGCCGACGAAUCGUCCCGUUCCGCGAAGCCAGACCCUUCCUGUCGCCCAGACGAACGGCCUUCCUACGCCUCAAAUCAGUCCCACGAUCCCUCCCCGGCCGGUCAAGACCACGCCGGCAAAGCCCAGUCCGCCGCCGCUGCCUCGACGAACAACCGACUCCUCUCAAGUCGACACGUCACCUCCCAGGGACCGCAUUGCCCCUCCACCUCUGCCCACUCGCACCUCGACCCAGCACAUCUCACCAGCGUUGCCCCCUCGGAGGCCUUCCACCCAGCAAUUGGCGGUGCGCCGUAGCUCGAAUGCUUCCGAAAUCUCAAACUUGUCGUCCCUCUCAUUGAACCACACUGUGUCGUCCGCUACCAGCAUCCAUUCCAUCGACGGCCCCACGCGCAAGCUCCCACCCACCUUGGAUCAAGCAAACCUGCCCCCGCUGCCACCAACGAAGAGAGAACGGGAAGCGCAAGCGAAGGACGCCGCUGCUCAACAGACACAACCGCACAAACAUGCCCUCGUGUCGGUCAAGUCUUCGCCAGCCAUUCGACAAAUUGAGCCCCCUCACAGGCCGGUGCUACCCCCGCGAUUGACCUCGAGGUCGACCAGUCAGCAAGUUCAUGAGCCAACUCUGCAGGAAGAAGCGCCAGCGAAGCCGAGACGGUUACCCCCGCCGCCGACGUCGUACGUCAAGUCACAGCCGCAUGCAAUUGGCUACACGGGCCAGGAACAGCAAGCAAACGACCGACCACCUUUGCCAGGAAGGCGGCCAGGCACUGACGAUGACGCUCCUCCUCCCGUCCCCCUCAGUUCCCGCCCUAGCGUUUCACAGAUCGAGGCCGUCUCCGCCAAAGCCGUUGCCCGUGCAAAUGACUGUCUGAUCUGCCGCGACUUUUCUGGCCCGGAUGGCGUUGCUGCUCAACAUCCUAGACAGUCACUCCCCAGAAACGACCCUGUAGGAUACUUGGCCCAGGUUCUAUGCGGACCAUUCGCAUCUCACACAGACAAGGCGCGAGCCAUUUUCACCUGGUUUCAUCACAACAUCGCCUAUGAUUGCGCCGCCUUCUUCGGCAAUAACAUUAGGGGUCGCUCCGGAGCCGAUACCAUUUUCAUGGGGAAGGCCGUCUGCUCGGGCUAUGCAGACACGUACAAGGAGAUCGCCCUCCGCGCAGGCCUGGAGUGCAUCACGGUCACUGGACACGGCAAGGGCUAUGGGUACACCCCUCUGGAAAAGGGGGAGCGUCCGCCGCCGAAGAAAGCCGACGGACACGCUUGGAACGCGGUGCGCAUCGACGGCGGCGAAUGGAAGCUCCUCGAUGCCUGUUGGGGCGCCGGUAACGUGUCGGACGUGACCAAGGAUUACACGCCCGACUUCAAGCCACACGAGUUUACCCGGAGGAACGAUAUUUUCGGACUCUCUCACUACCCAUCGGAUGACAGGCACUUCUUCCGACCCGAUGGCCGAGUGCCGUCCUGGGAGGAAUACUACAUCGGUCCGGUCCACGGCGACAAGCCCACCGUCUACUCCCAUGCGUACGAGGAGGGCGUUUGGGACCACACGAUCAGCCCCAAGGAGCUCCAGAUCCCAGUUUACAGCGGCCAGGUUGUACGUUUCCAAUGGUCCAACAAAUGCGAGCACUGGACGUCAGAGAGGCACGGCAAAGGAAAGCCCCCGCUGCUUCUGCUCAGCAUCAAGGGGCGAGACGGCCGCAAGGAGGACAUGGUCCCCGUCGAGACGGACGGCUUCUGGCAUUGGGCCGACGUGAACGCAAUCGACCUGGGCGCCCCGGGUCAGAGCGUCACCGUGGCUAUGAUCACAACGAUAGACGGCCAAGACGCGAGAGGCGUGACUGCCAAGGAAUACUUUGCGAAGAAGGGUAGGUGUAGCAUGAGCUGGACGUACCUCAUGAAAUGGGAGCUCAUCUGA